ACUAGUUUCAGGCCCUCCCCAUGGAGAAUCCAGUACCAUGACGGUCUGGCGAUGCAAAAGGACUGGCGUGAGCUUUGAUGCCAAAAAGCCUUGUUCUUGAAGGGAAGGUACAGAGCUGGACUAGCCGUUUGGCAUAUAGGGAAGCCCUUCUCUUCCCGCCAGAGACCGCUGCUGCUUUGAAACGCACGCUGGAAGCUCUGAUGGACAGAGGGGCCGUUGUGAGGACCCUGGAGAACCUGGGUGAGCGCGCCCUCCCCUACAAGAUGUGCUCCCACAGCCAGCGGCACAGCAGAGGAGGGUAUUUCUUGGUGGAUUUUCAUGCACCAACCACCACCGUUGAGAGCAUGAUGGAGCACUUGUCUCGAGACACUGACGUGAUCAGGCCGACCAUCGUGAGGCACCCGCUCACGCAGGAAGAACGAGAGUGUGCAGGGAUUGUCCCGGUGCCACUUGAAGAAAAACUGUAUUCCACCAAGAAGAGGAAGUGAGCGGACCCGCUGCAUUUCCGCCUCCUAUUUAGUUCUCACUUAUGAGCAUCGGAGACUCAUCACUUGCCAGCCUGACCUUUAUAAAGGGUGUCACAGGGGCCACUUAGUUUUCCCGGGUAUGUUGAGCCCUUGCUCCCUCCCCUUGGCCGCCCUCGAAGCGGGGCGGUGGUCUGCCCAGAGCCUCCAUCACCCCGGCACCUGCACCUCAUUCUGGGUUUUCUCUAUUCAUGUCAUUUCUGGGUCAGUGAGGACUUUUGCCCUAAAUAGCACGAAUACCACUUGGAAGAGCAGAGCUUAUGACAACUGCCUGGGAUUGUAUCACCAUGAAAAAUAAAGGUGUGAGGUCACUGUGCUGUAUGAGUCACUUCUGAUCAGAGUAAUAAAUGUGUUGGAAAAACUUGUGGAGGUGUUUUGUCU
This is a messenger RNA of Talpa occidentalis (Iberian mole), 905 nucleotides long. RefSeq names its product mitochondrial ribosomal protein S6 (gene MRPS6). Gene Ontology annotation, molecular function: small ribosomal subunit rRNA binding; structural constituent of ribosome. NCBI's taxonomy places the organism in Eukaryota, Metazoa, Chordata, Mammalia, Eulipotyphla, Talpidae. Gene Ontology annotation, cellular component: mitochondrial small ribosomal subunit; ribosome. The record is from RefSeq and is a predicted model, not a curated record. The transcript is spliced from 4 exons. Gene Ontology annotation, biological process: translation. Bases 78 to 488 code for a protein of 136 amino acids.